ACUUUACCUCAUACCUGCACACCUAGUCGACACACUCUCCAUGACACUGGAACUAUAGUAUUACCUACACAAGACUACUACUCAUCCAGAUGAACAGAAACCAAAGUUAAUUUCAAUGCUGGGGCCAUUUUGCAAGUCCGUGGACCCGGAUGGUGUCCAUCUUCUGACAACCCCCUCCAGGGGUCUGAUGCAUUCUAGUCCCAUGGUAAUGUCCUGAUUUGAUACAACAGUGGCAGUGUGUAUACUCAGCGUGGCAAUAGUCAUCAGUGUAAACCAGACGCUGCAGCGGUUGUCUUCUAUGACGAAUGGAUAUGGCGUUUUUGCUGUCUGGUAGUUCGUAUUGGCUGCUGACGUUUGCCAUUGCUCUGAUGACUGCAGGGUACAUGAAACGGUUUAUCAGUCGUCCUCGAAAUCUCCCCCCUGGGCCAACAGGUCUGCCUUUCCUCGGUGUUGCUUUGACAAUCUUCAGAUCUGACCCUCUUGCACUGUUCUCAUCAUGGGCUGACCGGUACGGGGAUAUUGUCUCGUUCAAUGUCGGACCGUCUGUGUUAGUUAUUUUGAACUCUUACCAUGUCGUCAAAGAAGCCUUCAGGCACCCAGACCUUCAGAAUCGACAUCGAAGCCAAUUGAUGAAAGAGAUAUCAGGAGGAGAGGGCAACAAUGGUAUACUGCUGUCCGAUGGGGAACGCUGGAAGGAGCAUCGGAAUUUCGUCCAUUCCGUCUUCCGAAAUCUUGGCGUGGGUAAGAAGAGUUAUGAAGAGAUUGUUGCAAAAGAAAUGCAGCAACUUGCUGAUGCCAUUGAUGAAAAAAGAGGAACACCGUUUGACCCGAACAUCUUGUUUGGUCAAGCGGUGGCCAACAUCAUCUGCUCUAUCGUUUUCGGGACACAGUACAAAUACAGCGACAAGGAUUUCAAGCGCAUAUUGGAGCUUGUAAAGAAAAACUUGGAAUUAUUUGGGGCUGCCGCAUGGAUAAUCCUCUUCCCGUUCCCAGGUAUAUCAAAGAUCCCUUUCGGUAAGGUCAGAGACAUCGUGUCCAACACAAAGGAGCUAAACAAGUUUGUCUGGAAACUGAUCGAAUCUCAUGAAGCGACCUUUGACCCCGAUCAGCAGAAGGAUUUGAUCGAUCAGUACCUGUAUAAGAUGCAACAAGCAAAGGGAACAGAUACAUCAUUUACUCUACGUAACCUAGAAGCUGUAAUCAAAGACCUAUUUUUUGCUGGAACAGAUACCACAACGAACACGCUCAAUUGGUGUAUCCUUUUCAUGAUGGUUCACCCCGAUAUCCAGUCACGUGUCCAGGACGAAAUCGAUCACGUGAUUGAAAGAAACCGCCUCCCGAAGCUCGACGAUCGACAGAAUCUCCCUUACACGAACGCUGUGUUAAUGGAGAUUCAAAGGAAGGCUGCUGUACUUGCACUAGGCGUUCCCCACGUAGCAGCUGCUGACACACAGGUGGCGGGCUUCACAAUUCCCAAGGGCGCCACCAUUGUUUCGAAUCUGUACAAUGUUUUCAAUCGAGAGGACCUGUGGGAAAACGAUGAUUUUCGACCUGAAAGAUUUCUUACUAAAGAUGGAGAGUUCGUAAAACGGGAUGAGUUGAUAUUUUUCAGCAGUGGUCGUCGGAUGUGUCUCGGUGAACGGCUAGCCAAGAUGGAGACAUUUCUUGGUUUCACAAGUCUCCUGCAAAAAUUCACCUUCGGGAAACCAAACAACUCACCACCGCUCUCUCUUGCCGGAGCUCUGGGAAGCACAAGGAACACCAUAUCGUAUCUCACCUGUGCCACCCCAAGACAGCAAAUUGUGUAGGCCGCAGCAUUAUCCGAUAAUGUUCCAGUAAACGCACACACACACACACGCACACACCCUCACACACCCUCGCACACAUCCUCAUACGCACGCCCACACGCGCACACAAACACACAUUUACCAACACAAACUAAAACACAAUUACACAAAUAUUGUAGAUGGGUGACAAGUUUAUCUUUAAACGCAAAAGUGAGGACUUGUGUGUAAUGUCGUAUUAAUCACUAGGCUCCUUUGUUGGCCACUGUAUACACAUAUCGUGUGCGUAUCGUGGCGUCACAAGUCCCUUUGAUUUUACUGGCAAUCUUGAUGACGUCAACAAUUUCCUUCAUUUUGAUUGGCCUCUGAAAAGGAGCUUGGUUGAUGACAACAAUAAUGCAUAAUGCAAAAGAUGGUACGAAGAACGCCAAUUCUAAUAAAUACUAAAAGCGAAAGAACAAUGUGUUUUCCAGGUGCUAGUCGAAUCUUGGAUUCUGUUUUUAACAUCGUGGCUUAUUUUUAGAGUUAAGGAAUCGAGAUUGCAACUCAAAUAAAUUAUUGAGGUUUUGAAUCGAUUUAGUGAUCCAUUGGUCCAAGUGCUUGGCCACACUGGACUUUUUAUUAUUAAAGUGUGAACAUGACCUGGAUAUCAGUAGAGCAUUAUUUUAUUCAUUACUCCGGCAAUGUAAGCAAGAUAAAUAUUGUGUAUACUUGCGGAGGAAUCUGGAUUUGGCCUUUUAACUUAUUGGUUUAAUUUGGAGUUAAUAAAUGAAAUAAGAGUGUAACUCUUCUGAUAUUUUACAAUAAAUUUUAAAUGAUUGGGCGUGGCUUAUUCAAAGCUGGUUUCCACGGUGAUACUACACAUUACGGCAUGUUUAAUGCCCAAUUCCGAAAAAAUCUGAACAUUUCCUUUAGUUUGAUGUAUGAUUUUGCUUUGAUCCAGCCGGGGGAUCAAAGUUAAGAAAUAAGGCACUUUUUGGCUUCUGGCCGUUCACCUAUGAAGGACUAUAUCAAUAUUGCGACUGCGAUGUGCGACCUGAUUUUUUUUUGGUGACCUGAAAAUGAACAAUUUUAUGGACUCUUAUCUGCUUCUAUGAUUAUUACCCUUUUACACACUCUUUAAAAUGUCAAUUCUGAUUUAUUUUGUAAUUUCUUCCCUUUUUAAAAAUAUUGUUGGCUGUUAGUUUUAUUUCAACAACAUUAGGACUAUAUGAAUAAUGCGAGUGCGAUGCGCGAGCUAUUAUUUUUUAGAAAAAAAAUUGAACUGAAAAUGGACCAUUUUGAGGACUCGUAUCGGUUUUCAUAUUUAUAUCUCUGGUAAACACUUUUUAAGAUUUCAUUUCUCAUUUCAUUUGCAUUUCCUAUCUCAUUUAACUUGAAUAAGGAAAAAUGACAAAAAUUUAGUGAUAUCUCAAAUGAUGGUAAAAUAAAGGAGGCACACCACAUGCGAUCGGCUGUGGGAAGGAGUAAAUAAAAAGAUAAAUAUAUCAAGUACAAAAGCAGAAUCAUGAACAUGUUCAUGAACGUGUAAUUCUAUUUCAUCCUGGAUUUUUUUCUGUCCACGCACCUGUUUGUAGCAGUUUCAGAAAGAAUACAAUCUACUAUUAUGUCAUGUUUGGACGCAGUGAAUCAACAUACAUCCACUCCAUGGCUCUGUAAGGUGACAUGAGCUUGCAGUAAUACAUUCCUGCAAGAUUCACCAUUGGAAAAUCCUCAUCUGUGUAGAGUGAAGUGGAAGUCACCUACGAAAGGAAUAAAAGCAACGAAACCAGAGAAAUGAAAGAAAUAUUACGUAAGGACCGAAAUUCAAAGAUUAUCGAGCGUCAUGCAAAGGAUCUGCUGCGUUAAAUUUCAAGUAAACAUCAGAAGUUGAAUACACGAUUGGGGAAAAUUUCCUUUUAUACAUCCUUAAAUAAAAUGGUUCAUAUGGGGUUAUAUGUUCGUCCCGUAUUUGGAACCAUUAAAUGUUCCCUAAAGGCCUGUAUUCUACUAUUAACAGCAACUCGAGGGGGUAUAAACCACUUAAUGUUCUGUGGCACAUAAAGAUCAUUUUGGGAACCCCUUUUUCUCGAAUGUUCCAAAUAUGGCAUAAAAGGGUUCAUAUUCGCACCUUUUUUGUAAGAGUGAAAUAAAAAAGGCUGUAAUUACACUAACCUCGAGUGAUCCAUUUCCUUGCGUUUCAUACGUCACGUAGUUGGAAUAGACCCAUUCGUAGAAAUUAGUUGCGUUCACAUCAUCGCUGAAAAUCAUCUUAUUACCUUUUGAAUCGUAUCGUGAUCGGACUAUUUCUGGGAGGGCGUUAUAAGCAGAGCGGUAGGCUUCCUUUUCACACACAAAAUAUGAAAAAACGGAUUGUUAAUAACUUAACAGGAGUUAAAUUGGCAUUUACUUUAUAAUUUUUUAUAAGCUAGGUUUACCUAAUAUUCGCCAUAAAGCAAACAUGCAUGUUUUUGGGGUAAAAUAUCACCAAAUUUAUUUGUAUGAAAACCAGUGGCAGAUACAUAUAGAAGCACAUCCGGCGCGUACAACCCCCCCCCCCCCCUCCUUUGACAGGCACAAAAAAUAGGUUAUAGUGUAUAAUACGCAAGUGAUGACCUUUCUUUGGUAAGAUUUUUCCUGUGCAAAAUACCCCCCCCCCCCUUCUGGAAAAUGCUCGAUCCGUCCCUGGUGAAAACUCAAAAGUUAUCCUCGUUAUAUAACUUUUAGCCAUUAUACAAGGUAUCAAAUACCUUUUUAAAUAAAUUUGGGGUAAUUUGUUAAUCAACCUUUCACGUGGAAGAUGGUUGAGUGCCGGUCCGUUUAUAUUAUCGAAUCAGAUGGGAUGUUAUUUCAUUUUCUGCUGUAGCACUGGUUAAUUUCUAAUUUAGAUUUUUAUGUUUGGAUUACGAGAUGUUUUUUCCCCCUGUAAUUAAUUCACCAUUUACGAAAUUUCAAUAGUAGUGGUUUGAGAUUGGAAUCAACAUUCAAAUUACUUAUUGAAAAGUAAAAAAUACAACCAGGCCACAGUUUCAAGAAUUUGUCUCUUUAUAGUCGAGCCACCAUAUCUUAGCGAAAAUGACCAGCUGGUUUUAAACUGCCCCAAAACUGAAUGGCAUAAGACGUUUCUUGUUUCAAGGCGGAAAGCUAUAACAUGUAUAAUGGAACAAGUUGACAUCGUUCAUCCCUCCUGACACUUCUCUUACUACCUUCAAGAUAAAGCUUAGGACCACAUUAUCUCAUCACCUAUUAUAAUUCCCCCUUACUGCAUGCCCCCCCCCCCCACCAUCCUCCAUCCCAUUUUUUGUUAUAUUUGUAUACACGGCAAAAACUCUGGUGUUGAUUUAACACCAGCCCAUAAUCUACAUGUAUAUAUGUCCACACCAAAGAAGUGUUAAACAACACCAGCUUCGUUUUGGUCUAACACCAGAUAGGUGUUUAUAUAUACAACACCAAUUAGUAUUAAAACAGCAUAGGUUUGAUUCAAAACUGGUGUUGUUUCAAUACUUCUCUGGUGUGGAUAUAUAUAGAUUCCGGGCUGAUGUUAAAUCAACACCGGAGUUUUUGCAGAGUAAGAUGUAAUUUUGUAGUCGUACCUUACCUUGUAGGAUUGAUUUAUGUUUUCUUUUACAUAUGUAUUCGUUCGUACAUUGUAUGUUUGUAUUUUUUAAAUGUAUCCACUGGACCCCUCAGAAGAACAGCCUGUGGCUGAAGAGGGCCAUCCAGCCCACGAGUGGAAAAUAAAUAAAUAAAAUAAAUCACACAUUUUAGAAUCUCUUGAACUUAAA
Messenger RNA from Lytechinus pictus (painted urchin), 5548 nucleotides. Its product is annotated as cytochrome P450 2J4-like. The record is from RefSeq and is a predicted model, not a curated record. Gene Ontology annotation, molecular function: heme binding; oxidoreductase activity, acting on paired donors, with incorporation or reduction of molecular oxygen, reduced flavin or flavoprotein as one donor, and incorporation of one atom of oxygen; steroid hydroxylase activity. Bases 306 to 1808 code for a protein of 500 amino acids. The transcript has 10 exons. NCBI's taxonomy places the organism in Eukaryota, Metazoa, Echinodermata, Echinoidea, Temnopleuroida, Toxopneustidae. Gene Ontology annotation, biological process: xenobiotic metabolic process. Gene Ontology annotation, cellular component: intracellular membrane-bounded organelle; cytoplasm.